Messenger RNA from Entrophospora sp. SA101, 807 nucleotides. The record is from the annotation of a GenBank genome assembly. Lineage: Eukaryota; Fungi; Glomeromycota; Glomeromycetes; Entrophosporales; Entrophosporaceae.
AUGUCAUUCAUUUCUGAAGCCAUUUAUGAUGUGCUUAUUGAAUUUCUUCAGAAUGUUUCAAAUGUGACAGAAAAUAACCAAGUUAUCAAUCUGGUGCAAGGAAAAUUUUUUCUCAGCCGGAAAUCAAAACUUUAUAUCCGACCCUGCUGGCAUCAACUUCUUCAACUUGUGUUGAAUUGUGAAAGUCCUCGUGUCUAUAUUGGUGGAACUCCUGGUUGUAGCAAAACAUGCUUUGGUGAUUUUCUUAUUACUGAAUUGAUCAAGAGAAAUCAUACAGUUGUCAUUCAAACUGUUCGUAAUCCAGAUACCCUAUACAUUUGUCAAAAUGGAAAAGCUACCCAAGCUGGAAAAUCUGCCUCAAUAAGAGAAUUGGAAAAUUUGGACAAUUGGUACAUCUGUGAUGGAGUAAAACCAUGUUAUGCAAGAGCAAGAUCAGUUCUAAUUUCUUCCCCUAGGGAGAGUAUCAGAAAAGAAUUUAUGAAAUGGGAUGAUAAUGAUAGGAAAGAUUUGCCAAGCUUACCUGAAUGUUUCUAUAUGCCAACAUGGUCUAUUGAUGAAUUAAUGGACUGUUGUGAACGAUGUUAUCCUAAUAUAAGCAUAGACAAUCUUCGUUCAUUAUUUACAAAAUGGGGAGGUAUUCCUCGAUUUAUCUUUGCAGUUAAUGGGUCAGAUGAUGCAUUUAAUAAAGCAAUCUCCCGAACAAAUUGGCAGUUGGUAGUGGACUAUGCUGGCAAAACUGAUUGUCCUUUGGAAAUUACCCACAAAGUUGUGCACCUUUCUGUCUCAGAUUAUUUAAAACUGAGUUAA